AUGAAGUUCAAUAUCGAGGAUCUGCCUAUACUGUUCCCAUAUCCGCGUAUAUACCCCGAGCAGUAUGCCUAUAUGUGUGAUCUCAAGAGGACCCUGGACGCAGGUGGACACUGCGUCCUGGAAAUGCCGUCAGGAACUGGAAAAACAGUCUCCCUGCUUUCUUUAAUUGUAGCUUAUCAAAUGUAUUAUCCUGAACAUCGAAAAUUGAUCUACUGUUCACGUACCAUGUCCGAAAUUGAGAAAGCUUUAGCGGAGUUGAAAGCCCUAAUGAAGUAUCGAGCAGAUCAACUAGGUGAGGAAGAGGAUUUUAGAGGCUUAGGAUUGACCAGUAGAAAAAAUUUGUGCCUUCAUCCUUCUGUAAAACGAGAGAAGAGCGGUUCCGUUGUUGACGCCAGAUGUCGAAGCUUGACAGCGGGCUUCGUAAAGGAAAAGAAAGAGAGGGGUGAAGAUGUCGAUGUCUGCAUCUAUCAUGACAACUUAGAUCUUCUUGAACCUCAUAAUCUCGUUCCUCCAGGAGUCUUCACCCUCGACGGUAUGCUUAAGUAUGGUGAGCAGCAUAAACAGUGUCCUUACUUCUCUUGCCGGCGGAUGAUGUCUUUCUGCAACGUAAUAAUCUAUUCUUAUCAUUACCUCCUUGACCCGAAGAUUGCAGAAAGAGUCAGCAAAGAGCUAUCUAAAGACUGCAUAGUUGUCUUUGACGAAGCUCACAACAUUGACAAUGUAUGCAUAGAGUCUUUGAGUAUCGAUUUGACCGAGGACUCGUUGCGAAAAGCGACUCGAGGCGCCAACAACCUUGAGAAACAGAUCACUGAAAUGCGAUCUUCAGAUGCCGAGAAGCUACAAAGCGAAUACUCAAAAUUAGUGGAAGGUCUCAGGGGUGCAGACGAAGCUCGAGAGGAGGGUGCUUUCAUGUCGAAUCCAGUACUCCCAGAUGACCUACUCCAAGAGGCCGUUCCGGGAAACAUAAGAAGAGCGGAACAUUUUGUAGCGUUUCUCAAGCGCUUCGUCGAGUAUUUGAAAACACGCAUGAAAGUGCUUCAUGUCAUUUCAGAGACCCCGCCGUCCUUUCUACAGCAUCUGAAAGAGCUCACCUUCAUCGAAAAAAAACCCCUCCGAUUCUGUGCUGAACGACUCACCUCUCUAGUGCGCACCCUUGAACUUACAAACAUUGAGGACUAUCAGCCUUUACAAGAAGUAGCUACGUUCGCCACUCUUGCUGCAACCUACGACAAAGGCUUCCUGUUGAUUCUUGAGCCUUACGAAUCCGAAAGUGCUACCGUACCGAAUCCUAUCCUUCAUUUCACUUGUCUCGACGCCGCUAUUGCUAUCAAACCUGUAUUCGAUCGUUUCUCUUCCGUUAUCAUAACUUCAGGGACCAUAUCCCCCCUGGAAAUGUAUCCUAAGAUGCUCGGGUUUACGACCGUUGUGCAAGAAUCUUACAGUAUGACUCUCGCUCGACGCUCUUUCCUUCCCAUGAUCGUCACUAGAGGCUCUGAUCAAUCCGCUAUAUCAUCCGGAUUCCAAAUCCGCAAUGAGCCCGGUGUUGUACGAAAUUACGGCGCACUACUAAUGGAGUUCAGCAAAAUCACUCCAGAUGGCAUUGUCGUGUUCUUUCCCUCAUAUCUCUACAUGGAAAGUAUCAUAAGCAUGUGGCAAGGAAUGGGUACGCUGGACGAAAUCUGGAAAUACAAGCUGAUCCUGGUCGAGACCCCUGACUCGCAAGAGACCUCCUUAGCGCUUGAGACAUAUCGCACAGCUUGCUGCAAUGGCCGAGGUGCUAUACUUCUCUGCGUCGCUCGAGGCAAAGUCAGCGAAGGCAUCGACUUUGAUCACCACUAUGGACGUACAGUGCUGUGCAUAGGCGUGCCCUUUCAGUACACAGAAUCCCGCAUCUUAAAAGCUCGUCUCGAAUUCCUUCGUGAGACCUAUCGUAUUCGAGAGAAUGACUUCCUUUCUUUCGACGCGAUGCGUCACGCCGCACAAUGCCUGGGUCGAGUACUUCGAGGGAAGGAUGAUUACGGAGUAAUGGUGUUAGCAGAUAGGAGGUUUCAGAAGAAGCGAUCACAGCUGCCCAAGUGGAUCAAUCAAGCCUUACUAGAGAGUGAUACAGGCCUGAGUACCGACAUGGCAACUGCUAGUGCGAAGAAGUUCUUGAGGACGAUGGCGCAGCCGUUUAGUGGCAAAGACCAGGAUGGAAUAUCUACGUGGAGCUUAAAGGAUCUACAGAAGCAUGUGGACAAGAUGCAAGAUGAAAAGAUUCGAGAAUUGCAGAAUGGGAAGAUGGAGGUUGACGAAGAUGCAACGAAUGGGCAUGCAAAUGGCCUCAACGGUAUUGAUGAGUAUGAUGACGACGACAUUGAUGACGCUGCAUUGAUGGAAAUGGAUGCCUGA
Molecule: messenger RNA, 2391 nt
Organism: Bacidia gigantensis
Lineage: Eukaryota; Fungi; Ascomycota; Lecanoromycetes; Lecanorales; Ramalinaceae
Gene: RAD15
Product: DNA-dependent ATPase of the nucleotide excision repair factor 4 complex
Exons: 3
Coding region: 1-2391 (796 amino acids)
Biological process (GO): positive regulation of mitotic recombination; nucleotide-excision repair; transcription by RNA polymerase II
Cellular component (GO): nucleus
Molecular function (GO): DNA helicase activity; ATP binding; hydrolase activity, acting on acid anhydrides, in phosphorus-containing anhydrides
Source: RefSeq, a predicted model, not a curated record